This is a messenger RNA of Silurus meridionalis, 2861 nucleotides long. Its product is annotated as scavenger receptor cysteine-rich type 1 protein M130-like. The annotation marks the transcript as partial. The transcript has 15 exons. Gene Ontology annotation, cellular component: membrane. The record is from RefSeq and is a predicted model, not a curated record. Lineage: Eukaryota; Metazoa; Chordata; Actinopteri; Siluriformes; Siluridae.
GGUGUCUCUCUCUCUCUCUCUCUGUAGGGGGCUGAGUGAGGGGACACACUUCUCUCAGUCUCUCUGGGCGAGUGGAGAUGAACACAUGGUGUAGAACGAGGAGGGAGAUGGAAAUGUGUCUGACUUUUCUUCUUCUCUCAUCCACACUCACACUCACAGCAGCUGACAGUGUGAGGUUGGUGGAUGGUGGAAGUCGCUGUGCUGGGAGAGUGGAGGUUCUUCAUGAUGGACAGUGGGGAACAGUGUGUGAAUCUGCCUGGGAUCUGAAAGAUGCUGCAGUGGUGUGUGGAGAACUGCACUGUGGAGAAGCUGUAGAUGUGCAUUAUUGGGCUGAAUUUGGAGAAGGAUCAGGACCAAUCUGGAUUUAUGAUUUGUACUGCAGAGGAUCCGAGCUGACACUGAAUAACUGUAGCUCACAAGGUGGACACUUCUGUGGUCAUGUUAUUGAUGCUGGAGUCACCUGCUCAGGUGAAAGUUUAAGACUCACUGCUGGUCCUCACCGAUGUUCUGGAAGAGUGGAGGUGCUUCAUGGAGGUUCCUGGUCCACAGUGUGUGAUGGUGACUUUGACCAGCAGGAUGCAGAGGUUGUGUGUCGAGAGCUGGACUGUGGGAUUCCUGUGAAGGUUCUGGGAUCAGCUGCUUUUGGUCGAGGGGAGGGUCAGGUGUGGACAGAGGAGCUUCAGUGUAGAGGAAAUGAAUCUGAAAUUACCCUCUGUCCAUCAUCAUCUUCACUCAAACACUCAAACUGCUCCCAUCACAAUGAUGUGGGAUUAAUAUGUUCUGGUCACACAGAGGCUCGGCUGGUGAACGGAUCAGACUCCUGUUCUGGUCGAGUGGAGCUCCAGUACCUCAGUGAGUGGGGCACAGUUUGUGCUGUAGGCUGGGAUAUGAGAGCUGCAGAUGUUCUCUGUGCACAGCUGGAUUGUGGGAGUGCUGUGGCUGUGGUGGAGGUGGACUGGUUUGUGGAGGGGAGUGGCCACAUCUGGGCUGAUGUGUUUGAUUGUCAGGGGAAUGAGACACACCUAUCACAAUGUGGCAUCUCAUCAUGGAGUCGAGCUGCAUGUUCUCAUAAACACGAUGCUGGAGUGAUCUGUAACGGAUCAUCCAUGGCGUUUCAUGAGGGGCGAGUGCGGUUGUCUGGAGGGAGCGAGUGUCAGGGGGAGGUGGAGAUUUAUUUCAGGCAGGACUGGAGGAAAGUUCUCCUGGACUCGUGGAGUCUGUCUGAGGCGUCUGUGCUCUGCAGACAGCUGGGCUGUGGCUCUGUGCUGAACUACCGUUCAUCUCCAUCCACCACUGAACACAAACACAUGUGUGUAACGGCUUUCAGCUGCUCUGGGAGUGAAGCUCAUCUGGAGAACUGCAGCAGUGCACAAGCUGUCAACUGCACCUCUGAAGAACAUCUGUACAUCACCUGCUCAGCCCCCAGGUCCAUCAGACUGGUAGGUUCUGGAGGAGACUGUGCAGGAAGGCUGGAGGUUUUCCACAGUGGUUCAUGGGGAACAGUGUGUGAUGACUCUUGGGGUAUUGAGGAUGCAGAUGUGGUGUGCAGACAGCUGCAGUGUGGACGGGCCCUCAGUACCCACACACCAGCCUGGUUUGGUCCUGGAACUGGGUCCAUAUGGCUGAAUGAGGUGGAGUGUGAGGGGAAUGAGACGUCCCUGUGGAACUGCAGAUUUCAGCUGUGUGAAGAGGGUGAAUGUGGACACCAGGAGGACGUAGGAGUCGUGUGCUCAGAGUUUAAAGAGAUCCGACUCACGGGGGGCUGUGAGGGGAAUCUGGAAGUGUUCUACAAUGGAACCUGGGGUAAUGUGUGUCACAAUCAGAUGGAGCAGGAAACAACAGAUAUGGUGUGUCGAGAGCUGAACUGUGGAACAGAUGGAAGUCUGAAAAACACUGAAGCUCGAGUAAAAUCUGCUCCUAACUGGCUGGACCAUGUGAAAUGUAGGAAACACGACUCUAAUCUGUUCAAAUGUCCAUCUUCACCCUGGGGACAGAACAGAUGUGAUAAUCGUGAUGAGGUGGUUCAUAUCACCUGCAAAAGUGAUGAAACGUCUCUACGUCCUCGAGGGACUCAUGGCUCAAAACACUGGUCUCUCAGGCUGAGUGGAGGAAAGGGAAGCUGCUCUGGGAGGUUGGAGGUGUAUCAUAACGCUACAUGGGGCUCCGUUUGUGAUGAUCAGUGGAACAUCAGUAACGCUCAGGUGGUGUGCAGACAGCUGGGCUGUGGGUCGGCGCUGAGUGCUGAUAGGUUUGGUCCUGGUGAAGGGACUGUCUGGCUGAACAGAGUGAAGUGUCGAGGGGAUGAGAUUCACCUGUGGGACUGUCAUCAUUCCCUGAAGAAACACACUGACUGCUCUCAUGCUGGAGUCACCUGUGCAGACGUAUCUGCAUCCACCACUUCUACAACCAAAUCAACAACAAUCUCCACCACAACAGCCAGAGGAACCAGUCCAAGAACAUCACCUGUAGCUCCAUCCACCCCUCCACUGGUUCUCUUUGUGUUGGGGACGCUGCUCUUCCUGGCCUUAGUGCUUCUGGUGGUACUGUUUUACCAGAACAGAGUGCUCAGGAGAGUGGUCUCUAAGAGGAGGCGUAAGACUCAGCCUGAGGCAGUCUAUGAGGAGAUCAACCACAGAUACAUCACUAGAAGAAUCACGAGCUCCACUCAAAGAGGAAGUCUCCUCUCUGAAGAACAGUAUUCUGGGUAUGAGCAUGUGGAUGAUGAGCUUCUCUCAGUAAAGUCUGGGAUUGGAGAAAAGGCUGAGGAUUAUGAUGAUGUCAUCGACACCAGUGACUUCAUAAGUGCUACAGGAAGAGUGGAGGCACCAGAGGACUACGAUGAUGCCGUCACUGCUGGACCG